UCCUGAGUCAUCGCGCCUGUGUUUCGAAAGCAGCAAUUUCAAGUUACGCACRAGUUUUGUACAAGUUUUCACCCACAAAAAUAAAUAUUCAGCCAUGGAGGGCUCCGUGUCGAAUGUGGAGGUCUGUAAUUUAGCAUACAGCGGGCAGUACGAUAAACUAAAACAGUGUAUUUUAUCGGAUAAAACGCUUGCCUGCAAAACGGACCAGGACGGCAGGACCGCGCUACACUGGGCUUGUUCAGCUGGCCACACCGAUAUUGUGACGUUUCUGCUUGAACUGGGAGUUGAUGUGAAUCUCCAAGAUGAUACCUCCUGGACUCCUUUGCACAUUGCUGCCUCUGCAGGCAGAGAAGACAUCGUGAGGUCUUUGAUCAGCAAAGGAGCUCAGCUGAACUCAGUCAAUCAAAAUGGAUGUACGCCUCUGCACUACGCUGCCUCCAAAGACAGAUAUGAGAUUGCCUUGCUGUUGCUGGAAAAUGGAGCAGACCCCAAUGCUACUGACAAGUUGGAUUCCACCCCACUCCACAGGGCAUCCGCUAAGGGCAACUACCGCCUCAUCCAGCUGCUCCUCAAGCAGAGCGCCUCAACAAACAUCCAGGACUCGCAGGGCAACACAGCGCUCCAUCUUGCGUGCGACGAGGAGCGAGUCGAAGCAGCCAAGCUGCUGGUAGAACAUGGAGCCAGCAUUUAUAUCGAGAACAAAGAGGAGAAGACCCCACUCCAGAUAGCCAAGGGCGGCUUGGGAAACCUGCUUCGGCGAAUUGUGGAGGGUUGAUGCUUUAACUAACUUAUUCAUAUUUCGUCUGAAAUCCACACCAGUGCCACGAUACAUCCUAAAAAUUGUCAUUCCACUCAGUCCCUCUUGACCAGGUUUGGUACGAUACAAACAGGUGGAACAUGAGAUGGUGUGUAAGAAACCUUUGGACAGUACUGCACCCUCAUCAGCUUCUUCAUGGGUUUUUAAUACAGAUACCAUGUCUGAUGAAAAACGGUGUCAUUUACAAAGUGAAAUACACAUCGAAACAAUGUAAAACUAUUUAGAAUAAAUUUGUUAACAAAUGCA
This is a messenger RNA of Austrofundulus limnaeus, 1063 nucleotides long. It is a transcript of the gene psmd10, whose product is annotated as proteasome 26S subunit, non-ATPase 10. The record is from RefSeq and is a predicted model, not a curated record. The coding region runs from base 95 to 775 and encodes 226 amino acids. The transcript is spliced from 5 exons. Gene Ontology annotation, cellular component: BRCA1-BARD1 complex; BRCA1-A complex. Gene Ontology annotation, biological process: protein K6-linked ubiquitination. Gene Ontology annotation, molecular function: protein binding; ubiquitin-protein transferase activity. Lineage: Eukaryota; Metazoa; Chordata; Actinopteri; Cyprinodontiformes; Rivulidae.